This is a messenger RNA of Podospora anserina S mat+, 315 nucleotides long. RefSeq lists its product as uncharacterized. Lineage: Eukaryota; Fungi; Ascomycota; Sordariomycetes; Sordariales; Podosporaceae. The transcript has 2 exons. The coding region runs from base 1 to 315 and encodes 104 amino acids. The record is from RefSeq and is a predicted model, not a curated record.
AUGAUCAGAACAGUCCUUGCCCGACGUGCCAUCGUGCGCAACACCCGCCAAUUCCACAGCACACCCUUCAGACGCGAAGCUAUCAAGAAGGACGGUCCAGAUGGAACCACCUCGACAGCUACCGGCUCCAACAGAUCACUCGUCCUGCUGGGCGCCGCCAUCAUCGGAGUCGCGGGUACAUACGGCAUGAUGAUGGGCAGCCCGAGAACUGUGGUUCCCGACGACACGUCCAAGCAGCCCGUCAGCGGAACAUCACCCACCAGCGCGAGAGCCAACCAGGCGAGCGGGAAGCUUGACCCUAACAACCCCAAAUAA